AUGCCGUUAAACGAGGCCCCCGCGUCCAAUGGCGAAGCCCAGAACGACUGGAAAGUCGACCCCUCCGUCUUUGCCUUCACGCCGAGAAAGCUGCGUGUAGUGUGUAUUGGAGCAGGUUUCUCUGGUCUGACGAUUGCGUAUAAACUCAAACACGAGACGCCUCUGGAAUUUGUUGAUUUCACUAUCUACGAGAAGAAUCCGGAGGUCGGGGGCACGUGGUUUGAGAAUAUCUAUCCGGGCGUGGCGUGUGAUAUUCCUGUUCACAGUUAUCAGUUCCCGUUUGCGCCUAAUCCCGCGUGGUCGAGCUACUAUGCCACUGGGAAGGAGAUCCAGGAGUAUAUUGUCAGCAUAGCGGACAAGUACGAUCUGAAGGAGAAGGUCAAGUUCAAUACGAAGCUCGUCAAGGCGAUUUGGAGCGAGGUGCAGGGGAAAUGGAAGCUUCAAUUGCAACAGGGUGAGUUCGUUCUGGAAGAUGAGGCCGAUAUCGUACUGGAUGGGAGUGGUGUUUUGAAUAAAUGGAAAUGGCCCAAUAUCGAGGGUCUGGAUACUUUUAAAGGAAAGCUGCUUCAUACUGCUCGAUGGGACCUGGAAUACAACUACGAGGGCAAGAAAAUCGCAGUCCUCGGCAACGGCUCAUCUGGAAUUCAGAUAAUUCCUUCUCUUCAACCCAAAGCCGCAAAGCUAGUGAACUACAUUCGACAUGCUACUUGGAUUUCCCCCAACCUCUGUGGCCAAUUGACGAGGGACGGGAUGGGUACGAACUUCCAAUUCACAUCAGAGGAAAAGCAGCAAUUCCAGGACGAUCCAGAAAAACUUCUGGAGUAUAGAAAAUCCAUUGAGGGGGCUGUCAAUAGCGUGUAUGCCUGGAUGAUCUCGGGAUCUGAGGAAAAUAAGGCCCUUUAUGAGGUGGUACAUGGGGUAAUGCGAAGCCGCCUGUCCAAAAGCCCAGAGCUGCUCAAGACACUGAUACCGGCGUACGAGGUUGGAUGUCGACGUAUUAGUCCCGGCGACGGCUAUCUGGAGGCUAUCCAGGAAGACAACGCCAGGAUCACCUUGAGUAAUAUCAAUCGCAUUACACCCAACGGAAUCGAGACGGACGAAGGAGAAGAGGAAUUUGACUUGAUCGUCUGCGCGACUGGCUUUGACUACUCAUUCAUUCCUCCCUGGGAGCUAAUCGGCCGUGACGGUCGCCGCCUUGAUGAGGAGUGGAAGGACAUACCAGAAGCAUACUUUGCGACAUGUGCUGGCGGAGUUCCCAACUAUUUUAUGUUUGGUGGACCAAACUACCCCAUUGGCCAUGGCUCUUUGCCUGCGGCACUCGACUCCUCCGCUGACUAUAUGUUGCAAUGGAUCAAGAAGAUUGCGGUGGAGGAUAUCAAAUCGGUCGUAGUGAAAGACUCCGUGGUCCGUGAUUAUAACAAAUUUGCGCAAGAAACCCUGAAGCGCUGUGUCUGGUCCAAGGGCUGUCAUGCCUGGUACAGUAAAAGGAACGAAGGAGCCGACAACACUGUCACUGCCAUGUAUCCAGGAAGUGCACUUCAUUUCAAAGCCUGUAUGGAAAAGAUUCGCCCCGAGGAUUUUGAGAUCCAAUAUAAUACCACCAAUCCCUUCAGAUUCAUGGGGAAUGGACAACUGGCGUUUGAGCGAGUCCCUGGCGCUGACCUGGCUUUCUAUUUGAAGUAG
Molecule: messenger RNA, 1683 nt
Organism: Aspergillus pseudonomiae
Lineage: Eukaryota; Fungi; Ascomycota; Eurotiomycetes; Eurotiales; Aspergillaceae
Product: flavin-containing monooxygenase
Exons: 8
Coding region: 1-1683 (560 amino acids)
Molecular function (GO): N,N-dimethylaniline monooxygenase activity; NADP binding; flavin adenine dinucleotide binding
Source: RefSeq, a predicted model, not a curated record